Molecule: messenger RNA, 903 nt
Organism: Aspergillus tanneri
Lineage: Eukaryota; Fungi; Ascomycota; Eurotiomycetes; Eurotiales; Aspergillaceae
Product: flavin reductase family protein
Exons: 2
Coding region: 1-903 (300 amino acids)
Molecular function (GO): FMN binding
Source: RefSeq, a predicted model, not a curated record
AUGAACCAGAGAGAUGUGGAGUCCAAGCUCAGGCGUAGCCAGCACGGAGACUUUAAAACUGUUGAGGCCUCUCGUCCCCCGUGGGACGACUCCACCCCCUUUCACUAUACACAGACCCCGUCUCCGGACUGGGCUUUUGGUUCCGGCGCCAACUACGUACAUGCUCUAGCCUCGACUUCCGCUGCAACCGCAAAGCACAUCUCUAUCGACCCGUAUGGCUCUGGCCGUUCGCGUUAUGAAAACUACAAGUUACUUGUCAGCGCGGUCGCUCCCCGUCCAAUCGCCUUUGUUUCUACGCGCUCCCGGGACGGAACAAGUGAAAACCUGGCUCCCAUGAGCUUUUUCCAGCUAGUUAACGUCGAUCCACCAAUCUUUGCUCUGGCCAUAACAAGCCCAUUGUCGGAUGCCAAGGAUACCUUACGCAACUUACUGGAUACUGGGGAGUGUGUCAUUAAUAUUGUCAGCGAAGGUUUUGUCGAAGCUAUGAACGCUACAAGUACAAAUGCCCCCUACGGCGUAUCCGAGUGGGAAAUCAGCGGCUUAACGCCUGUCUACGACUGUAAGACUGUUUCCGCAGCACGUGUCAAGGAAUCAGUCUUCAGUAUUGAGGGGAAAUUGGAAAGUGUUCGUGACUUUCAAAGUCGGCACAACCCCGGGACGCGGUCAGGCUCCCUAGAGCUUGUCGAAGGGACACAUUUUUGGGCCCGAGAAGAUGCUUUCAAAAACGACCGCAUUUCUUUGGAUCUCACGGUGUUGCGACCAAUAAGUCGAUUAGGAGGCAUUACAUUCGGCAGGACAACGCAACUUAUAGAGCUUCCACGGCCUGAUUUCGACAGAGACCUGGGCGGUGUCGAAGGGGUUGAGAAAUUGAAGGACCAGCGUCGAGCGCGCAGAGAGGUCUGA